This is a messenger RNA of Cyprinus carpio (common carp), 2028 nucleotides long. Its product is annotated as F-actin-capping protein subunit alpha-1-like. Gene Ontology annotation, biological process: actin cytoskeleton organization; barbed-end actin filament capping. NCBI's taxonomy places the organism in Eukaryota, Metazoa, Chordata, Actinopteri, Cypriniformes, Cyprinidae. The record is from RefSeq and is a predicted model, not a curated record. Gene Ontology annotation, cellular component: actin cortical patch; F-actin capping protein complex. Gene Ontology annotation, molecular function: actin filament binding.
AGCAGGAGCUGCGCGAGGCGGUGGCUCGCACUCCGUUUUGCCCUAUUAUGGUCACGAGCGUGACAGCGCGCGCUACCCAGCAUGCGCCGCGGGGUGAGGCUCCGCCACAGCCAAGAUGACCGACUUUGAGGAGCCGCUUUCAGACGAGGAGAAGGUCCGCAUCGCAGCUAACUUUGUGACCCACGCUCCCCCUGGAGAAUUUAAUGAAGUGUUCAACGAUGUGCGACUUCUCCUCAACAAUGACAACCUCCUCCGGGAAGGGGCAGCACAUGCCUUUGCUCAGUAUAACAUGGAUCAGUUCACUCCUGUCAAACUGGACGGUAGUGAGGAGUCGGUUCUGAUCACUGAGCAUGGAGAUCUGGGUCAGGGACGGUUCUUUGACCCACGGAAGCGGGUGUCAUUCCGUUUCGAUCACCUGCGAAAGGAAGCGAGCGAUCCUCAGCCCUAUGAGGGAGAGACUGCCCUCCGGUCCUGGAGGGACGCCUGUGAUGAAGCGCUCAGUGCUUAUGUGAAAGAGCACUAUCCCACUGGAGUCUGCACGGUGUAUGGGAAGACUGUUGACGGACAGCAAACAAUUAUUGCUUGUAUUGAGGGUCAUCAGUUCCAGCCCAAAAACUUUUGGAAUGGCCGGUGCAGGUCAGAGUGGAAGUUCACCGUUAGUCAGUCAUCAGCUCAGGUGGUGGGAGUAUUGAAGAUCCAGGUACAUUAUUAUGAGGAUGGUAAUGUACAACUGGUGAGCCAUAAAGAGGUGGAGGAGUCCAUUGUAGUGACUAAUGAAACCCAGACUGCCAAGGAGUUUGUAAAAAUCAUUGAAAAUGCUGAAAAUGAUUACCAGACGGCCAUCAGUGAGAACUACCAGACAAUGUCAGACACCACCUUCAAAGCUCUCCGCAGACAGCUGCCCGUCACUCGCACCAAGAUCGACUGGAACAAGAUCCUCAGCUACAAGAUCGGCAAAGAGAUGCAAAACGCUUAGAAACCGACCCGGUUCCUCUUCCUUCUGUUCAAGUGCGGAGCCGGCUCUCAGAACACCACAUGCCGUUUGCUCAGCAUGAAAAAGUCUCCCAAAAAUGAAAAUAAAAAAAUAAAAAAGUCAAAAACUUUUUCUGUUUAAAAGAGGAUGUGAUUCCAUUCAACCUUCUGCCAUUAAUAGACUUGGAUGGGUCUCAGCUGUGGAUGAGGUUCAAAUGAGAACUUGGAGGAAAUCGUGGAUCUAAAUUAUCAGCAAUUAUCACUUUUCUCUCCUUUACCUGCUUGCAAGUCACACAAAGAGUUUGUAUUGUUUUGUCUUUUUUGUGAACUGUGACAGCUGCAAUGCUUGUGCAAACGGUUUUUGUGUUUUAAAACGGUGGAUAAGUAAUGCCUCACUCACUGUAUCUCCAAACCCCAAUCAGACGACACUCCCACCUUCCUCCUCCUCCGCCUACUGACAACCUGGAGAGAUGAGAUUUCCUGCUGUCCUGUUCUCAACUGUCCAGGCUGUAACAGGGAAUGCAUGAGGUCAGGCGAGGAGAGGAGGGGAACGGGCUUUGUGUCUGGGUUUGGAGUGGCCAUCUGUCUUAACUGCUCUCACCGUAUCUUUGUCUGACUCACAGUCUGCUGAACUAAAAUGGUUUAAUAACCCAAAAAGACCGAAUAAAUAAAUCCAUGGAUAACCCUCUUUGGUAGCAAAGGCAUCCAAAUUAAGUCUUGAUUUUUAUAUUUAUACACCAGAUGAAUUUUCUUCACAUAUAGAGGUUUAGACCGUCUGUUACAGGUACUUGUGAUGCAUUUAGGGUAUCCACAGUCUGCAACAAAUCCGCAACCCACACAGCAAAUCUGAGUGUCUCUCUUGUCCAGAGUACUGAGGGCUCCAUCAGUGUUGCAUUUGCAUGUUUCUGCCAUACUGCUUUCUCGUUAACCUUGUUUGUCUUGACUGUUCCAUCAAAGAUCCUCUGUGAAAUACAUCCUUCCUGUAAGACUGGCACAUUCUCUGUCUCAUAACCAUGCAAACAUAAUGUCUGCUCACAGUAAAUGACACCAAAAUGA